AACAAGUCCUCCUUCUCUUCACAUUUAGCAAUUCAGCAAAAGGCAAAAGCCAUUCUCAACACUGCGGGCCAACCAAUCUAGCUACACAGAACCUGAAUUAUGUUCCACGCAAAGUCACUGUGGAGCAACACUGCAACAACCAGUGAUGAUUUGCAUAUGUCCUUCCCCACGGAUUAGUUACAGGCUACAGGUUUAUCCGGGAAGUUAGCCCCUUGCGCCUGUGCAAGGAUACAAAGGAUAGAUACACCGGACCUGAUAUUCACAAAUGCAAGCAUUGACAUGCUAAGCAAACUGAACUUCCCUUAUUUAGGCUGGCGGUGCAAACCCAGUGAGGUGAGUGACCCUUGAACCAUCACAGUAUGUUCAUGCAUCAGCUACUGCAAGGCAAUUUUUUGUUCUUGUGAUGUCCUACGUCUCUAUUGUGGACGCGCCCAGCUCAUUUAUGUCUCGAGUAUUCACCCCAUCCAUGGGAUUUGAACGGGGGAGGGCUCAACCCCAUUUGUCAACUGGAGCAGCCACCCCACCCGUGGACGCUCGAGUCCAAUUCCCUAACGGUAUAAUGUUCGGACUAUUGCGUAUGCGCCAACUUCCAGAACCGCUUGCUCACGUCGGCCAACGUGGAAUACUGUGGGAGUCCGUACUAUCACUCGCUUCUCUCAGAUCACAUGUAAAUGAUCCAGGAACGGCAACCCUUCAACGAGGAAACUAUUGUCUACUCCUCAACCCCACCUACCAUCCAGACAAUUUUGCUAAAACAAUUGCAAAUUUCCCAAAAGUUUUCCCAAGCUGCCCAGUAUGGAGUACGUCAUGGGAUCGAUGAAAGGCCAGGGCAGAAUCCUCUCCUGCUCUCUUGUGAAGGCAGAUCCAUGCGAGGUUAGAUUCGUAUCAAUGCCCAUGCGGAGCUCAUAGGCUCAAUUGCUGCGGAAUCGUCCCCUCAGGGGUUGAAUAUAUGCAGGAGGAGCUGUUUGCAUGAUCAAUGAGCUAGCUCUAAGCCUACAGUGUAGAGAAUAUGACUAUGUCAAGAAUACUGUAUAUAGAAUGGUAUAGAGAUUUAUGUGUAUAUUUCAGUAACUCAGAUACUCUCUAAAGCGAUAAGUUAGCUACAACAUGGUGAUACAAGACGGAUCAACCAGGGCACAAAAUAGAGCCGCUAUGGCCCAUUAUGAAAGGCGCCAUCUGCACACUCGUCGGCGGAACUCUAGAAGCAAGAAGAAAUGAGCUGUUUCGUUUUAUUAAUGGGAAUUUAUUAGUAUCGUAUUGGUGGGAAGGAAGUAAACCCUAAAUAAUAUCGAAUAAAUAUUCCUGCGCUCCCAAUCUAAAAAC
Messenger RNA from Blastomyces gilchristii SLH14081, 1323 nucleotides. RefSeq lists its product as uncharacterized. Bases 404 to 820 code for a protein of 138 amino acids. The transcript is spliced from 2 exons. Lineage: Eukaryota; Fungi; Ascomycota; Eurotiomycetes; Onygenales; Ajellomycetaceae. The record is from RefSeq and is a predicted model, not a curated record.